AUGAAUGAUAAAAAACGUAAGAAAUCUCGUCGUGUCCAUGUUGUCGCAAAAAUUGAUAACAAACCUCCACGUUUCGACGCAUCUGUUUAUUUGAAAGCUCACGAUUUGCAACAAGAUGCUAUACGAGUUAAACAAAUAGAUAAAGAGAAUAUGAAACUAUUGAAGAAAAUUAACAUAGUUCAUCGAUUAGGGGGACCUGUGGAUUGUUGGGCACCAAAUGUCAAAUAUAAAUCAAAAUUUAUGGAUCAAGAUCGUAAAAACAAUAUAAUUAUGCGGCAAAAUAGAAUUGUACUAAAGAAAAUCCACCAAGCGGAAAGUCAAUAUCCUGCUCGUAAAUUUUUGAAAAACUGGAAGAGUAUGCAUGAAGCAGUGGAGCACCGUGCAAGAUACAUGUCAGUUAUUGAAAGAAUGUCCGUUGUACUAGAUGUACAAAGGCAACUAUCUGGGAAAAGUCAAACGAAAUGUUUCUUUGACAUUGGGCUUAAAGAAGAAAAUCAAAAAUUAGGGCGCAUAGUAUUUGAACUCUAUGACAAUGUCGUACCACGUACGUGCGAGAACUUUGCAGCUUUCUGCCGUGGAGUGAAUGGAUUGUCAUAUGAGCGUACUCCAUUUCAUCGUAUCGUCUCUGGCUAUUGGUGUCAAGGAGGAGAUGUCACAAAGUUUGAUGGUACCGGCGGUACUUCCAUAUACGGUGACUCAUUUGAUAAAGAAAACUCUACUCUGCAUCAUGCAGGACCUGGAUUCCUCUCUACAUGCGACAAUGAAGACGGAAAAAACGAUUCCAAAUUUAAUCUUACAUUUAAAUGUUUGAAAACUGUAGAUGGAGAUAAGACCGUUUUCGGCCGAGUAAUAGAUGGAUUGAUGAACAUUUACAAGAUCGAGGGAUUCGGUACGAAGACUGGAAAGCCAAUAAAAUCGGUGAUUGUGUUAAAUUGCGGAGUCCUAUCGACAAAACGUAUGUAUGAAAGGCUGUCCAAGUUUCAAAUAUGAGCAGACUGCAUUAUUUUCACAUGCGAAAAUGUAAU
This is a messenger RNA of Vollenhovia emeryi, 1025 nucleotides long. Its product is annotated as photosynthetic NDH subunit of lumenal location 5, chloroplastic-like. Gene Ontology annotation, biological process: protein peptidyl-prolyl isomerization. Lineage: Eukaryota; Metazoa; Arthropoda; Insecta; Hymenoptera; Formicidae. The transcript has 5 exons. The coding region runs from base 1 to 990 and encodes 329 amino acids. Gene Ontology annotation, molecular function: peptidyl-prolyl cis-trans isomerase activity. The record is from RefSeq and is a predicted model, not a curated record.